UUCACAGCGAUCUUAAAAGCGAUUAUAGCACCAGGAAAACACAUAUUCUUAUACAUAAAUAAAAUUAUGAUACGAAGACACUAUUGAGUGUGAAUAAUAAGAGUUGGGACUGAAGAGUAAGGAAGGAGUAUUUUGUUUGACUCUGAUAGUAGGCUACGUUAGACUUGUUUGGAGAGACAUGGGGAAUCAGCUAGCUGGAAUUGCCCCAUCACAGAUCUUUCCAGUGGAACAUUAUUUAACAGACCUGCCAGAUAUUCACUAUGAUUACAAUUUAGGCAGCACAAGAUUCUUCAAAGUUGCUCGAGCAAGACACAAGGAAGGCUGGACUGUUGUAAAAGUAUUUGCUAUCCAUGACCCAUCUCUUCCAUUAAGAACUCAUCGAGAUCGUCUAGAAGAAAUUCGAAGUCUUAUGACAUGCAUUCCAAAUUGUCUGCCAUUCCAAAAAUCAAUUCUGACUGAGAAAGCUGCUAUCCUCAUCCGUCAGUAUGUUAAGGACAACUUGUAUGAUCGAAUCAGCACUAGACCUUUCCUUAAUAGCAUGGAAAAACACUGGAUUGCUUUCCAGUUGUUAAAUGCUGUAAACAACUGUCACAAACUUGGG
Limulus polyphemus (Atlantic horseshoe crab) is the source of this 601-nucleotide messenger RNA. RefSeq names its product phosphoinositide 3-kinase regulatory subunit 4-like. Lineage: Eukaryota; Metazoa; Arthropoda; Merostomata; Xiphosura; Limulidae. Gene Ontology annotation, biological process: protein phosphorylation; protein targeting to vacuole; autophagy of peroxisome. Gene Ontology annotation, molecular function: protein serine/threonine kinase activity. Gene Ontology annotation, cellular component: phosphatidylinositol 3-kinase complex, class III, type I; phosphatidylinositol 3-kinase complex, class III, type II; nucleus-vacuole junction. The transcript is spliced from 6 exons. The record is from RefSeq and is a predicted model, not a curated record. The annotation marks the transcript as partial.